ACUCAAUACAGGAGAGUUUUGUUGGAAGUUAGAAAGUUUUGCAGCCUCCAGAGGGCUGUAGCGGCAGUAGCAGCAACAGCAGGCAAAGCAGGCGGGCGGGCGAGCGAGUAGCAUCCGAGGGACGCCGAGGGAAGGAGGAGGUGGGGGGGGAGAGAGAAAGAGAGAGAGAGAGGAAGAGCCAGAGCCACUGACUCAGUCCUUUAAGCGAAAUUUGAACAAUAAAUAAAUAAAUAAAAAAGAGGAAAAGCUGCCUGCAGGAAGAGGAGGAGGAAGAGGAAGGGAAGGAGGAGGAGGAGGAGAAGAAGACGACGACGACGAAGCAGCAGCAGCAGCAGCAGCAGAGAGCAAGGAGGCGGCUGCGGCGGCGGCAGAAGCAGACAUGGAACAUCAGCUGCUCUGCUGCGAAGUGGAGACCAUCCGGAGAGCCUACCAAGAUGCCAACCUCCUCAAUGACAGGGUCUUGCAGACGAUGCUGAAGGCGGAGGAGACCUGCUCGCCUUCCGUCUCCUACUUCAAGUGCGUGCAGAAGGAGAUCUUACCAUAUAUGAGGAAAAUAGUGGCGACUUGGAUGUUGGAGGUUUGUGAGGAACAGAAAUGCGAAGAAGAAGUUUUCCCCUUGGCUAUGAAUUAUUUGGACCGUUAUCUUUCUUUAGAACCCCUUAAGAAAAGCCGUUUGCAACUGUUGGGAGCUACCUGCAUGUUCGUGGCCUCCAAAAUGAAGGAAACCAUUCCUCUCACUGCAGAAAAACUGUGUAUUUAUACCGAUAACUCCAUUAGACCCAACGAAUUACUGCAAAUGGAACUGCUCCUGGUGAAUAAGCUGAAAUGGAAUCUGGCUGCCACGACCCCUCAUGAUUUUAUCGAACAUUUUCUAAAUAAAAUGCCUGUGGCAGAGGACAGCAAGCAGAUCAUCCGUAAACACGCCCAGACUUUUGUGGCUCUAUGUGCUACAGAUGUAAAGUUUAUUUCGAAUCCACCUUCCAUGAUUGCAGCUGGUAGUGUGGUAGCAGCUGUGCAAGGCCUUCAUCUUGGAAACACUAACACAUUUCUCUCUUAUCAAUGCCUCACACAUUUCCUAUCAAAGGUUAUCAAAUGUGACCCGGAUUGUUUACGAGCCUGCCAAGAACAGAUUGAGUCCCUCCUUGAAUCUAGUCUACGCCAGGCCCAACAACACAACAUAUCUUCAGAAACAAAGACUGUUGAAGAUGAAGCUGAUCUUUCCUGCACACCCACUGAUGUUAGAGAUGUGAAUAUUUAAGGAGGACCUUCGUUGGAUUUGCUUGGCAGUACCGGCAAAUGACAAAAGGGCAUCUGAGAAGGAAUCGGAAUCAAGAUCUUCUCCCCUAUGAAAACCUUUUCUCCAGGACUUUUUAUACCAGAAGGGAAAACGUUAUUCAUUCUUUUCUUCAUUAUUCCUUCCUUCCAUUUGUGACUUUAACAAGGUGACCCCCACCCCAUCCCCCAACUGUCUUAAAAAAGAAAAAAAUAGUAUUUGCAUGAUCUCAAGGGGUUUGAGCUACAAAAAUAGAAGAUUUUAUACAGUAAUAAUCAAUUAGGGUUAUAUAUAUAUCUAUAUCUAUAUAUAGAUAUAUAUAGGUAUCUUAAAGUUUUUUUUGUCUGUAUGUUGUAAGAAUAGGCAUUAACAUUCACAGAGAGACACACAAACAUGCAUGCAUGCAUACAAGCAAUGUCUCCAGGGGAGGUGUUAAAAUAUGAUCCUUGCAUUUUAAAAGAAGCCAACCAUUUUUAAAGUAGAAGAGGGUGUUUUUUUUAGAUAGAUUAUGUGUUUUGGUGUGUGUGUGUUUUUCCUUUAAAAAGCAUAGCUUUAAUGCAGUUCUAGGCUUUUCUGUAUCUUGCUUGCUUAUGCAUUUAGUCACUUUAUAAGUCAUCUGUAAAUGUUUAUUUUAUUCCCUUUAGGUUUUUAUCCUCUUCACCUUAUAAAUGGUUAAUGUAAUCUUUACAUUAGUAUAUCUUAGUAUACAACAGCAUUAUUAUAUGUUAAUCUUCUGUGCCUGUGGAUUGCCUGUGCAUGAGGCUUCUAGGGGUGCCACCUUAGCAUGGCCACACAAAGGCCCAACGUACUGUUCCAACAAUAAAGAAAAUUUGCAAUAGUGACAUAAUAUAUUUUUGUAACCUUCCUAUUUUUGUAGUUACCUGUGUAUACAAAAACAUACUAGUUUUUACCCAAAAGAUACACAGCCUAAUUAUGUCCAGGUUGAAUCCACGGCUUAUCUUUUUUUAAAAAAAUUGUUUUAAAACCAUUCCAUUUCAAAGCACUUUCAGUUCACUAGGUAUAGGAAAUACUUCCUUUUUGUGUGUGGGAAUUUUUUUUCUUCAAAUGGAAUGGUUUGGAAAUUAUAUACAUAUAAAUAUAUGAAUAUAUAUAUAUAUAAAGUGCUUGUGUGCAAACAUGGAAUUGCAAAGCAAGUGCGUUUUAACUAUGGUGUUGAGGAAAGGUAUGUUUUGGUUUUUUCCUGAAGGUUGUGUUCCAGUCAGAGAAACUGCAUUUACAGAUUGCCAGGAUAUUUUCCUAAUCUUUCAACAGAAAAGUCAUUUAGAAAUCUUUGGUGCCAAUUCAUUCCUUAAAAUAUAAAGUUAGGGACCUGAAAGGUUUACCUACAGGACACAGGUUUUGAGAAUUGUCUCUAGAUGUUUUACAACUGAAGGCUUUUAAACACUAAAAUAUAUAAUUUAUAGUUAAGGCUAAAAAGAAUAUUUAUUUCAGAGGAUGUUCAGAAAGGCCAGUAUAAUUUGUAAAAUAAAUUAUCCCAUUGAUUCCAAGAAAACAACAUAAAUCUUUCUGCCCUUGAUGUAGUUUAAAUUGCUCAUACUAAGAAACAAAAGCAUUUCAAGAGAAUGCUACAUUGAUACAGAGAUCUCCAGUGUAAUGUUAACCAUGAGAAAGCACCAUAGUUAAAAGUGUAGAAUUGGUGUACUUGAAAAAAAAAGUUCUUAAACCAGUAUAUUUCCCUGUUGUUGUUUUUUAAAAAUUCUAGCUACAAAUAGAAAAUUUGCACAUCUUGGCUAUGUAUCUUUCUUUAUUAUUAUUGUAGAAAGUAGCUGAAGGGACAUGGACAUAGCUGUUGAAGUUGAUGCUUGAGGAGAAUGUGAUGGCAAAAUGUAUGUGAGAAACUGCCGCUAAGGUGUUGAUUGUACAAAAAAAAGUUUUUAAAAGGAAAAAAAAAGAGGAGCAGAUGCUCUCAUUUUUUUUUUAUCAAGCUGCUAUGGAUAAAUUCCCAGCAUGAAUUGAAAAAAAAAUUAACAUUGCUUUUCUGUAUCUUUGUCAUUGUGUUUUGCUGCUAUUUUGUGGUCAUUUUUUUGUUUAUACAAUGUCAUAUACUGCCAUGUUAUAGGUUUUAAAUUUUCUCAUAGAAAAUUAUAUUAUUGACAUCAUUUUUUUGGUAGAUUUUUUUUAUGUGAUCAGUUUUACUUAAUGUGAUUACUGCUCUAUUCCAAAAAAAGGUUCCUGUUCCACAAUACCUCAUACUUCAGUUAACCGUGUUUAGAUCAGGUUUUAAUGUCUGUUCACAAUGCCUCAUACUCAUAGUUCUACUGCAAACCGAAAUGCAUCGGACAUUAUUCUGAAUGGGUCUCGCGAUCAGCAACUAGUUUAUGCUAAUUUUAAAACAGCAGUCAUUUCAGAAGAUUGAGUAAUGUCAGGUUCUUUUGUUAUGUGUGUGUGUGUGGUUUUUUUUUUUUUAAUAAAGUGGAUUCUUUUUCUGAUCUGGGGUUUAUUAUCAUAGUAGUUUUAAGCUGUGUUAUUAGCCACAUUUGAUAUAUGAAAGGUGCAUUCUAAUAUAACUCUUAUAUGCCCUUUGAUGUUUUCCAUCAACAGGGAAUCAUCAUGCGGUAUGAUAGGUUAUCUUCUGGAAUUUUAAGUAUUUUGUGUGUUUAAUCUGUUAUGAUAUAUUUAGGGGUUUUUGUUGUUCAUGAUGUUAAUUAUAGCAUAAUGCUAAUUUAAAAAAAAAAGCAACAACCUGUAAAUCUCAUAAGUAAGUCAGCUAACAAGAGUUGUAUGGUGAAGAAUAAUCUAGUUGCCUGUAUGCUGCUAAACCAAAACAGAAUUAGAAAUUCAUUUUGAGGCAAAUGCAGUUAAGAUCCUACCUAAGUUCAUUCAAAUAGAAAAGACAACAGCCUUUGUGAGGCUACUGGCAGUCGCAGGACCCAAGAGGACUGGCUUCGUUCUGUCCAAAUUUCAGGAACAUUUCUUACUGCUUACCUCAUAGACACUUCUGUUUGUGGCAUCUCUGUGUCUCUGAACCAAACAAGAUUAUUAAGUUAGUGGUUGUUGGUUAUAUUAGGUGUUUUCACUGAGAAGCGGCAGUGUGUACUGAAAAUGUUAAGUAUUGUACUGAAAAGGCCAAAUGCUGAUAAGCGGGUUCACGUGCCAACAGAGAUGCUUUAUUUGUCACAUUGUUAUAACGAUCUAUAGAAAGCAAAGCAAUCCAGAUCUGUACUUUAUAUAUAUCUAUAUGUAGGUAUAUAUAAAUAUAUAUAUAGUACUUAUUGGCAUCACUGGUCUGAAAUGCACAUUGUCACCAACAGACCUGUAACGGAUAAGUUUCCAGCAAAAGAAGAAAAAAAACACCCUCCCCCUAAAAGUCUAGAAAUAAAAUUGUAAAA
Pogona vitticeps (central bearded dragon) is the source of this 4623-nucleotide messenger RNA. RefSeq names its product cyclin D1 (gene CCND1). The record is from RefSeq and is a predicted model, not a curated record. NCBI's taxonomy places the organism in Eukaryota, Metazoa, Chordata, Lepidosauria, Squamata, Agamidae.